AUAAUAUUAAAAAAAUUAAAUGAGUUUAACCUUACAAUUAGCCUUAUUUGCGUUGCUAUCUUUAACAAUUAGGUGUAACGUAUACUAAAUGGCUUGAAAGGCGUAACGCUUCAGAUGUACGGUCUAGUUUUAAAUGAGAUAUAGCCUAGUUUUGAUCGGGAUAUUGGACGGAAUUGAGAUGCUCGUUCAUUUUACGCUCUCAUUUGUGUAUGCUGUGUUUAGUCAUGUUGGACAUGAGUGAAUUUAUUUAAGGGUCGAUCUCUAGCAGAAGGAGUCACGUUACUUCGUCUUGCGCUUGGCACUUAUACAAAAUCCAGUUAUUUACGUUUUUUAUUCAGUAUUAUUUAUCUGCUGUCGAUUAUGCAUAUAGUUUUUUUUUUUUUAGAUAGCCGUUAGCUAUCUAUUCUUUGUUCAUUUGAUUAGAAUAUAGGAAUAACAUUGCAUUAAGUAAGAGGGGCUCGUGGUACAGUAUUAGGAGGAGUAGAUUCCGUUUCCUUGGAAACCAAAGACUGCUGCUAUACCAGCCACCUCCAUUUUCAAGACACGAGGCAUCAUUUUAUGGAUUCUGACAUGGACUAUGAGAGGCCAAAUGUCGAGACUAUCAAGUGUGUGGUGGUUGGGGACAACGCAGUUGGAAAGACCCGGCUCAUCUGUGCCCGGGCCUGCAAUGCGACGCUUACACAGUACCAGCUACUUGCCACACAUGUGCCCACCGUCUGGGCAAUAGAUCAGUACAGAGUCUGCCAGGAGGUUCUAGAAAGGUCCAGGGAUGUGGUGGAUGAUGUCAGCGUGUCCUUGCGUCUCUGGGACACUUUUGGUGACCAUCACAAGGACCGCAGAUUUGCGUAUGGCAGGUCUGAUGUGGUGGUGUUGUGUUUCUCCAUUGCAAACCCAAACUCACUCCACCAUGUGAGGACGAUGUGGUACCCUGAGAUCAAGCAUUUCUGUCCCAGAGCUCCUGUUAUCCUAGUGGGCUGCCAGCUAGACCUGCGGUAUGCUGACUUGGAGGCAGUGAAUAGAGCUCGCCGCCCACUGGCCAGACCCAUCAAAUCCAAUGAGAUAUUGCCACCAGAGAAAGGCCGUGAGGUGGCUAAAGAACUAGGCAUCCCUUAUUAUGAGACCAGCAUAGUUGCUCAGUUCGGAGUUAAGGACGUUUUUGACAAUGCUAUCCGUGCAGCCCUCAUUUCCCGCCGUCAUCUGCAGUUCUGGAAGUCACAUUUACGAAACGUUCAAAGGCCACUACUCCAAGCCCCCUUCCUUCCCCCUAAACCCCCUCCACCCAUUAUCACUGUUCCCGCCCCUCCCAGUAACAUAGAAGAGCACCCUAGCCGCCUGUUGGAGGACCCGCUCUGUGCCGACGUCAUCUUAGUCCUCCAGGAACGGCAGAGGAUCUUCGCCCAUCGCAUUUACCUUGCCACAUCCUCUUCCAAGUUCUACGAUCUCUUCUUGACUGAACUUCGUGAUUCUGAGGAGACCGAACGGGUGCGAGAACGACCCCGAGGACCACCACUUUCUGGCCGUGAUUUGCUGAUGCGCGCAGCUAGUUUUGACGUUUGUGAAAGUAGCGACAAUGGAGAUAGAGCAAACUUGCGUGCUUGCACCAGUGAUGGAACUCUAAAAGGCGACGGAGAUCGCCGCUGUCGUCUGCUCCCUGCCUUGAGUCGUGCUUUCAUUAGCAUCCAAGAAGAAUUGGUGGAUGACCCCGUCACCUUCAACCCUAGAAAAAUGACUGUUGUGCACAUGGACCCUUCAAUGCAACCCGGUCCCUUCCGAUCCGUGUUGCGGUACCUGUACACAGGUAAACUAGAUGAAAGGGAGAAAGAGCUAAUGCAGGUGGCUCACAUCGCGGAGCUUCUGGAAGUGUUUGACCUGCGUAUGAUGGUGGCUAACAUCCUGAACGAUGAGGCCUUCAUGAAUCAGGAGAUCACCAAGGCCUUUCACGUGAGACGCACAAAUCGAGUCAAAGAAUGUCUGGCCAAAGGGACCUUCUCUGAUGUGGUGUUCAGGUUGGAUGAUGGCACCAUUAUGGCCCAUAAACCACUGCUCAUCUCAAGCUGUGAUUGGAUGUCAGCCAUGUUUGGUGGACCAUUUGUGGAGAGUUGUACUAAAGAGGUGCUGUUUCCUAACACUACGCGGAGCUGCAUGCGUGCUGUGCUGGAGUAUCUCUAUACUGGCCGCUUCUGCUCUCGCUCUGAUCUGGAUGCCAUGGAACUCAUUGUACUUGCAAACCGUCUCUGUUUGCCUCACCUGGUUGCGCUGACAGAGCUGUACACUGUGACGGUACUGACAGAGGCUGCCAUGAUGGGAGCUGACAUAGAUGGAGAUGUUCUGCUCUACCUAGACAUGGCCCAAUUCCACUGCUCUCAUCAGAUGACUGAUUGGUGCCUCCACCACAUCUGCACCAACUACAACAGAGUCUGUCGCAAAUUCCCUCGUGACAUGAAAGCCAAAUCUACAGAAAACCAGGAGCACUUUGAGAAACAUCGCUGGCCUCCUGUGUGGUAUCUAAAGGAAGAAGAUCACUAUCAGCGGGCUCGUAAGGAGCGUGAGAAAGAAGAUUACUUGUACCAGAAGCGUCAGUGUAAACGCAAGUGGCUCUUUUGGCAUCUUCCGUCUUCCCCUUCUUCCAAUUCUCCGUCUUCUGCUGGUUCCUCUGCAGUCAUCUGAUUGGCUCUCAGGGUGCACAAUCCACCUAACAGCCCUAAAUGUGGGAUAUAAACAAUAAGGAAUGAAAGCCUUUUUCAACUCUACAAGAUUACCUGUUUUCUGUUGAGCAAAAUGCCCAAGCCCUGCUUUUAGCUGCUGAAGGACAGGCAAAAAUGCAAAAGGAUGGAGAAUGUAAGUUAAAGCAACACAAGGCUUUGACUAAAAGCACUUUGUUUAGUCUCUCUGCUUUACUGGUUGGAUUUUCAUCAAAUCAGCUUUGAUGUCCUCUUGUGACAUCAUAUCGUGGUAGAAUGCUGCUCAAUUACCUGUGUAAAGACAAUCUACACUCAGCAUCGGUUUCCCAAACAACCAUCAAAACCUGCAUAUCAUCAUCUGUAUAGAAAAAUCCAUGGCAGGACUGCACAUAUUCAUAACUUGAAAUGCUAAGUGCUUUUCAGCUCUAAAUGACAAGAACACAGGAACAUUUUAGAGCAACCAGCAAACACGACAAACAUGAAUUUCUCAAUCUACAUUCAAACCACUUCAACAGACCGACGUUCUCAAGAUUCAAAUGGUGUCCACGGUUCAACAUCUAAAGGUAUUAUUAAUGUGACAUUUAAAGGUUGAUGGUUUGUGGAGGGACGCGUGGAGACUUAAGUCCACAGACAUUAUCUACGGCAUAAUGUAGAUUACCACUGAAAAUAAUCGUGGGUACUUUAAGGCAUUUACCAUAGAAAUACACAGGGCCGAGUAAUAAAAAUUAAAACACACACUGUAUAAAGAAUGUAUAGCCACAGGACUUAAAGGGAUAGUUCACCCAAAAAUGAAAAUUCUGAAAAAUGAAAAAUGAAAGUUGUUCCAAACCUGAAACCUAAACACAAAAGAUGAUAUUUUGAAGAAUGUCGGUAACCAAACAGUUUAUGGACCUAUGCACUGACUUCCAUAGUAAUUUUUUUUCCAUACUAUGGAAGUCAGUGGGGACCAUCAACUGUUUGGUUACUGACAUUCUUCAAAAUAUCUUCUUUUUGAGGUGAACUGUCUUUUUAAGGUUCCGAUGAAACGGAAGUAGUGAUGGAUGUUUUUUUCCGUAUCGUGAUAUACAUGUGAAAUGAUUUAUGUAGGGCGGGGACUUGGUUCUAUCCGUCGGUUAUUGAUUGGAUGGAGGCAGAUAUGAACGUCAAGAAUGCCAUUGUAAGAAAGGAGCGGGUUUAAGUGCACUAAAAUUUGGAAAGAAAUUAAUACUUUUAUUCUGCAAGGAUGUACUAAAUUGAUCAAAAAUGACAUUUAUAAUGUUACAAAAGAUUUCUAUUUCAAAUAAAUGCUGUUCAUUUGAUCUUUCUAUUCAUAACGAAAAAAAAAUCUUGGAAAAAAAUAUUAAGCAGCACAACUAUUUUCAACAUGGAUAAGACAUUUUUAUUAAGCACCAAAUCAGCAUGUUAGAAUGGUUUCUGAAGGAUCAUGUGACACUGAAGAUUGGAGUAAUAAUGCUUUAAAAAAAAAAAAAAAAAAAUCAGCUUUGCAUCACAGGAAUAAAUUACAUUUUAAAAACUAUUAAUAUGAAAAAAGUUAUGUAAAAUUGUAAAAAUAUUUCACAAUUUCUGUAUAUAUAUCGGUGGUGUGUUUUGAUCAAAUAAGUACAGCCUUGGUGAGCAUAAGAGACUUCUUUCAAACGUAAAGAUGGUAGUGUAUUUUCUGUGGUAAUAAACAUUAUACCUGCUGAUAGGGCUUAACAUGUUUUGCCACUUUAUGUCCUUUUAGUCCUGCUCUUCAAGAAUGUUCAGGCUGGAUGUUACUGGUGCACAACAGACUAAAUAUUUGUUUUUCCUGCACACUGUGGUAUAGAUUUUUGCUUAUUUGUUAGACUGAAGCAGUCUUUCUUCUCUAUUUCCUGUUAAUAAUUGUAACCUCACAUGUUAUCAGCUGACAAGUGUGCAAAUCGAAAAUGAUUAUGGGCUUACACAAAAUCUGCAUUUACUGACGUAAUGUCACGUAUUUGUGCUAUCGCAAGAUGAAGUUCAGGUUUACAUCAAGAUUGCCUCCUGAAAGCUGCAUUUUUGUCUCGAUAACAAUAUUCUGGAAAACAGCAACAACCUGUAAUAUUAUAACCAGACACUUCAAAACAGGAUCCCAGGUGAACAGUCACGCUGGGCUUCUCUACAGGGAAUCUAAAGAGUGCCUCAACACUGCUGAUAUUCAAAGUGUGGGCACUAGCUGCUGUCUUUACCAAAGUAAGCUCACAUUUGCUUCAUAAGGUGGAUGAUAUCAAUCCACACACAGAAACACAGUUUUAAAUGUUUCCAAAUAGCUUUUGGAUGAGUUUUACGGGCAGGCCCGUGACCAUCCCAUGAAGCAUCACAGCAUGUUACAUUUAAGUAGUUGUAGAGAGUUUCCUACAUCUGCUAUAUUUCAGCAUCCCAUUCUAGGGGACACAUUAGGGUCUUUAAAAUAUUAAUAUAACUAGUAGUAACUUAGGAAAAAAGGUAUUUAUAUGACUAUUCUAAUACUAUAAUAUACUAGUAAGGAAAAAAUAACAGUAAAGCUCCAAUUAAAUAAUGCAAUGCAAGGCAGUUUUACAAUUUACAUUUACAUAACUAUUUAAGGUGCAUCAUCUCCCUAUAUAGGAGAGGAAACCUCACAAGCAUGGUUCACAUAGACUUAAACCCUUUGCGAUUUGAAUGUUUCUGAUCUAGCACAUGCGAUAGUUACAGAAGCGAAUAGCACCUUAAAUACAGAAUGACUUAUAAAUACACUACUUUUUCUAGCACCACAUUGACUUCUACAGUGAAAAAAAGGACAGUAAAUCACCCUACGGAGAGUAAAAAGCAAUCUGUUAUGCAUUUUCUGCAGUUGUAAACCAAUUAAUAUUAGAGAAUGUUUUUUCUGCUUUAAUAAAUCAAAUUAAGAGCUGACCUGCAUGUGCAAGGCUGUUGAAGCUGGCAUCAAGGGAAUGUUGAGGAAUAUAGUUUUAAUUUAGAAACCCAAAAAUAUGUGUUUGCUUUGAAUGUAGAUCCAGAAUGAUAACGAUUAAUUCCUCUGGUGGGGCAAGCGAAGAUUUUUCAGUAUCUAAGUAUUUGUAAUAGCACUCAGGAACAUUUGCUGACUCUAGUCAUUAACAUAUAAAGUGUUAAAGUGUGAAGAGGUUUUAUCCGAAAGUGUUUCAAGGAAUUUGAAAGUUAUUUUGGAAAUGAAUGAAUUUUAAGCCCUGGGUAUACUUCAUUGUUUUACGUGUAUGCUAGUGUACAUGCAGUCGAACGCACGCACAGCCUUGGAAAGUAUAUUUCAUUUGACUCAUACGCAUACACAGGAGUAAACAUCUUUGUAUUCUUUCAUGCUAGAGUUGUACAGAUAAGGGUACUUUCUAACCUCUUCACACAAUCUCUCGUUUAUGUAGGCCUCCAUUGUCUCUGUAGCUUGCAUGCGUUCCGGUCUGUUCUGUUUAUGCAGUUUUUCUUCGACUACCUUGUGAAUUGACGCCCCCAGGGCAUGGUUGCCACCUUGUGGAUAAAAUAAUUACUGCAAAAAAAAAGUACACGCGGUUACAAAAAUCCGGCGGUGUGCGUACUCUUCUGAUGAUGAAAUUCACGUCACGUGCACUCUACGCUGACUCUUGUGUACGCAUAAAAAGUGCAGUAUACAAUUUAUACAUGCAUCAAUCUGAAGUCUCUACCAAUCAUCCUAUGAAAGACAAGUGUUUAAGUGGCGUACAUUGCUACAAUUCACAAUCACAACGAUCUGUUAGCAUAUGAUAUGAAAGUUCUGAGUUUUUAAGCUAUCAUUAUAGAGUAUAUAGUUAUGUAACGCUAUUAUAUAAAUCAAAGCGAGAGAGAUGAUAUGAAUGUACUGAGAUAUGACAGGUAUCAUGUGCUAUAUGCUAUUUUCAUCUUCCUAGAAUUUAUUGCUCAGAUGUUGCUCUUUCGGGCAUUAUAGAGUUUAAUAUCAACUCCCAGAAUUCCUUAGCAGAAAUGAAAAUAGAUGAAAAUGCAGAAGAAAAAUUUGAGAAGCCAGCACCUUAAACAAAAGUCUGCAUUCAGUCUUACUGUCUAGGUCUAGGAGAAACAAAUGAGAUAUUAAAGGAGAUCCUUCUUGUGAUUUUUCCUUCUUAUGGGUUUUUAACCAUCCCAGAUUCGCUCAAUUCAGAUUGUAGAAAAUCUCUGCGAGCAAAAUAAGUAAAAAAAAAAAAAAAAAAAAAAAAAAAAGUGUGAUUGUAAGUACUUCAGGUAAGAAGUGAGUAACAUUGUGUUCCUAAUCAGUUGCUGCAGAGAAGAUACCCCAUGCCUUAAUGUAAAGUACACAAGGAGAGACAUAUUUGAAAUGUAAUGAUAUCCGUUAUGUAUUAUGUGUGUUGUACACCAAAUAGUUGCAUAAUGUGUAAAAACUAUGUCAUAUUGUUUGGUAAAGAUGGUUUAUUUGUCUAUUUUACUAGCCCAUUAUUACCUUGUGUAUUACCUUUAUCUGUAUUGUCUUGGUUUUAUGUGAACGUGUUAUCAUACAUGUGAACGUGUUAUCAUACUGCUUCCAUUUACAGAUGAAGAAUAUUGAAUACAAUGACAGAAAUGAACAAUGAUCAGUUAGGUGGACAUUUUUAAAUCUUGACUACCUUGACAUGCUGUGUGCAAAUAGGCUAACUAGGUCUGCUAUGAAUAGUAAAAAAUAAAAGAUUAAAAGCAUAUAUUCUCUUGGGGACAACUGUGCACUAUGCAGCAUAAUAUACUGUGUACUGUAUAGUGACCUCUAAACUUAAAGUAAUCAUGCACUUCCAAUCAGUGUUAACCACUGAUGCAUGUCCUAUUUUAUUUUACUCUCAGAUAAGAUACAUAAUCAGGGGUCUAAGCAGAAAAAAAUAUACUGUGUGUAAUUUAAGAAUAUAAUGAAAUCAUUAAAAAUAACUGCUUUAAAGCCUAUAGUAGCUCAUUUUAUUGAGCUUUAGGUCCUAGUGCCACCAUUGCAAAGAAGCACAAACCAGAGUGUCAGCAGCACCUGAUGUUGUUUUUGCUGCACAGUUACAACAAUGUAGGGCCAGUGCAGCAAAGAAGCCACGAAAGCCUUGAAAUCAAAAGACUGAACGAAAAACUUGAAUGUUCUCUCAUUAUUUAGAAGCCUGACAUUGACGAUUUGUAUGGGAAACAGGCAUCAUUUCCAUGAGUUGGUAUUGGGGAGGGGGGAGUUUGUAUUUUCAGCAAACCUGCAGCAUGUAUUCAUGAAAUGUGUAAAUACUAGUAUUUAAUAAACACAAACUAGAAGUUUG
Messenger RNA from Ctenopharyngodon idella (grass carp), 7891 nucleotides. Its product is annotated as rho-related BTB domain-containing protein 2-like. The transcript has 10 exons. Gene Ontology annotation, molecular function: GTPase activity; GTP binding; protein binding. NCBI's taxonomy places the organism in Eukaryota, Metazoa, Chordata, Actinopteri, Cypriniformes, Xenocyprididae. The record is from RefSeq and is a predicted model, not a curated record. The coding region runs from base 559 to 2667 and encodes 702 amino acids. Gene Ontology annotation, biological process: small GTPase-mediated signal transduction.